This is a messenger RNA of Striga hermonthica, 1239 nucleotides long. The record is from the annotation of a GenBank genome assembly. Lineage: Eukaryota; Viridiplantae; Streptophyta; Magnoliopsida; Lamiales; Orobanchaceae.
AUGAUGAUCAGAAUCAGAAGCCGCGAUGGCCUGGAGCGCGUCUCGAUCGACAACCCCCUCACCGCCACCAUCGCGCAGCUCAAAUCCGAUAUCCAGUCCCAGCUCCGUGUGCCCAUCUCGGCCCAGACCCUCUCCACCGACCAAAAGCUGCUCCUCGCCAAGAACCCGGCCGACUGGACCCGGUUCGAAGAUAUGACCGAUCCGAACUCCCUCCUAUCCUCUCUCAGCAUCGCGCACGGAUCCAUAGUCUACCUGGCCUACGAGGGAGAGCGGGCCGUGGCCGGCCCGGCCUUCCAUCCCGCGGGCUCUUUCGGCAAGAAGAUGACAAUGGACGACCUGAUCGCGAAGCAGAUGAGGGUCACGCGUCAGGAGAACCCGCACUGCGAGCUCGUCUCCUUCGACCGGGACACCGCCAACGCCUUCCAGCACUACGUGAACGAAAUCUUAGCCUUUGCUGUCAAGCGCGGUGGUUUCAUGUACGGCAUGGUGUCCGAUGAGGGAAAAGUGGAGGUUGAUUUCAUUUACGAGCCGCCACAGCAGGGAACUGAAGAAAACCUGAUACUGCUAAGGGACCCGGAGGAGGAGAAACUGGUCGAGGCCAUAGCUUUGGGGUUGGGGAUGAGGCGGGUUGGGUUUAUAUUCACGCAGACCAUUAGUCAGGACAAGAAGGAUUACACUAUGUCGGGCACUGAGGUCUUGCAAGCGGCCGAGCUUCAGGCGGAGGGAGAUUUGAAGGAGUGGGUGACUGCCAUUGUAAAACUGGAGGUGAACGAGGAUGGUGGGGCCGAUGUGCAUUUCGAGGCUUUUCAGAUGAGUGAUAUGUGUGUGAGGUUGUUUAAAGAAGACUGGUUCGAAAGGGAUGUGCCGAAGGAUAUAGAUCCCAAGCUGUCGAGGAUGAAGAAGGAUGUAGUGGUAGGGGGAAAGGACGUGAGGGAAGUGGACAACGAUUUCUUCUUGGUGGUUGUCAAGAUUUUUGAUCACCAGGGCCCGCUUUCAUCAACAUUCCCCAUCGAGAACAGGCAAACCCCUGUGACGAUGAGGUCACUGAAAACCCAUCUCGACCGAGCCAAGAAUCUGCCGUUUGUGAAGCGGAUUUCAGAUUUCCACUUGCUUCUUUUGCUCGCGAGGUUCUUGGACGUGAAUGCUGAUGUGCCAGCCUUGGCUGGGUGUGUGCAAGUGCAGGCUAUGGUGCCUGAGGGUUACCAGCUGCUAAUCGAGUCCUUAGCCAGUGCCUCUUGA